Haemonchus placei is the source of this 126-nucleotide messenger RNA. NCBI's taxonomy places the organism in Eukaryota, Metazoa, Nematoda, Chromadorea, Rhabditida, Trichostrongylidae. The record is from the annotation of a GenBank genome assembly.
UUGCAGUUAUUCGUCGUCACUGUUUCGUCGCUGUACCUUGGAGGUUUUCUUGCUCACAAAGGUGCUUCAUAUUUGGAGGAGAAUGAGAUCUUUGUACCGGCUGAAGACGACGACGACGAUGACUGA